AUGCCCCUCCCCCGAGUUCUCUAUUUUUCAGGCAGACAGCUCUUUUGGGAAUGUGCAGAGUUACAAGCCUCUGAAUCGUCACCAUUUGAAAUCCCUCGAAAGGAAGCAGCAAAUUUCAAAACCCUAAGCCCCUGUCAACAUCAGGAUCAAAAUCUCACUGAUCUGAAUUCCGAGAUAGAGACACUGUCACAAGAACGCCAGCGCUUCGACGAUGCUUUUGAAAUUUGGGGUUCAGUAAUAUCCGCUUAUACAAUGGGAAAAUUAAGUAAAGGCUCCGACAAGCUCAUUGCAAUUUCCGCCAUAGCAAGGGAAUUACAGCCCCUAUGGAGAUGUCGAUAUCUUGCUGGUCUUUGGGAAGCUCAUCUUGUAUUGCAACUAGCAUGGCGGAGUUAUGAUUCUGUCAUUCCAUUGAUGGUAUAUCGAGCGCCAUCAUGGUCUUGGGCUUCAAUCGAUGGGGUGGUUCAAUUUCCCGACCUGGUUAUCUCUAACCUAUAUAGUCCGCUAGUAGAGAUCCUCGAAGUGGUCAUAGAUCUUGUCGGCGAAGAUGAAUUUGGUCAAGUCCAAGGCGGUCAUCUAAACCUUCUAGGACAAAUGAUCAAUCUUGGGGUCUUAGACGAAGAAAAAAAAUCAGGACAAAACAGAGUCCUCUUCAAUGGCAAACUCAACUUUGCAAUGAUAUUAGAGAAUGAGGCCAACAUAAGAACUAAGUUUUCAACAAAUCAAUUAAUCUGUCUGCCUCUCCAUCUGCAAUUCUUCGGGAGGCUGUUAAUUAUCAAUAGCCUUAUCCUCGAGUGCGUUGAUGUCACUAAUAACGAAUAUCGCCGUGUGGGACUGUUGGAGUACUCUAAAUCCAUUCCAGUCGAAAAUGGGCACCACACCAGGAAGGUUUCCAUAGAAGAUCCAUUUCUAUCAACUCUUGGUGAUAUUGAACAGACAGGGGAUGACUCACUGGUCUUUAAAAGGGGAUCUGCAGAUUUGCGCGAGAUUACGAUCAUAUAG
Messenger RNA from Botrytis sinoallii, 999 nucleotides. RefSeq lists its product as uncharacterized. Bases 1 to 999 code for a protein of 332 amino acids. The record is from RefSeq and is a predicted model, not a curated record. NCBI's taxonomy places the organism in Eukaryota, Fungi, Ascomycota, Leotiomycetes, Helotiales, Sclerotiniaceae. The transcript is spliced from 2 exons.